AUGUCUUCCCCAGACGAAUCCUCUGCCCCCACAUGGACAGAAGGAGACUUCGAACACCCGAACCAGAAGCUACGCCGGUCAAUGGUUAUUGCAUUGGUGUUUGCUUACACUUUGUCGACUCUUUCCGUUGCUCUGAGGAUCCUGGCGAGGAAGAUGACAGGUAGCAAGCUUUUCAUGGAUGACUACUUGAUCAUGAUGGCUCUGUUCUUCAAGUAUGCAUGCUCCAGUGGAGUCGUUGUUCUCCUGUUCAAUGGAAUGGGGUCACACAUCACAAUGAUCCCAGCCAAGAACCUGCUGGUUUACUUCCAACUCGGAUUUGCCAACGCCUUCAUCUACACUGGCUGCAUUGCCUUCAUCAAAUUCUCCAUUUUGGCGCUGUACAAGCGACUCUUUGCAGUCCGACACAUGACAAUUGCAGUGAAUUUCAUGUUUGGAUUCAUCGCUCUCUGGGUUGUGGGUGUAUACGUUGCCGGUGCUCUUCUGUGCAUUCCCGUCAGCAAGUUCUGGAACCCGUCAAUUGAAGGAGCCUGCCUCGACCCAGCCAAAUUCUACUAUGGCAUGCAGAUCCCAAACAUCAUUUCCGACAUCAUUCUCUUGAUCAUGCCUAUGAACGUCGUGUGGACAUUACCGAUCCCAAAGUCCCAGAAAAUGCUUCUUUCUGGAGUCUUCCUCGUCGGUGGCUUAACAUUGAUCUUCGAUAUCUUCCGCCUCAUUGCCAUGAUUAAACUAGUCGAGAUGGGCCCUGAUAUUACUUAUAACCAAGUUCCCGUUAUUGUGUGGACUUGCAUUGAAGCAGCAGUUGGAAUCAUGGCUGCUUGUCUCCCUAAUCUCCGCCCUCUGUUCAAGUUGGGUAAACGAAACUUCUGGUCUAACCUUCGUUCCUCCAACAACGUAUCGGAGAUGUCCAGUAGGACUCUUGUGAGCUUGGGCAACCCUGGAGGUACUGUCACCAGCAUCGCUACCAGUCAUAAAAAGAGUGACUCCUAUGUGAUACAUCAAGGUCUUGCGGAGCCUCAGUAUGAAGACUACAAGGACGAGAGGGCGAUGGAGAGAGUUUAG
Molecule: messenger RNA, 1059 nt
Organism: Penicillium vulpinum
Lineage: Eukaryota; Fungi; Ascomycota; Eurotiomycetes; Eurotiales; Aspergillaceae
Product: putative integral membrane protein Pth11-like
Exons: 5
Coding region: 1-1059 (352 amino acids)
Source: RefSeq, a predicted model, not a curated record